AUGGCCUGGUUUGGGCGAACGAAUUCCAAUGUGUCAAUCGAAGACAAGAUCAGCGAAGCGGCUUCGGAGUCCAUUCCUAACGGUGAGAUCGAUCUUGCCGGAGCACUUGAGAUCAGUGACCUGAUCCGUUCGAAGCAGGUGACAUCCAAAGAUGCAAUGCGUGCUCUCAAGAGGCGUUUCAUGAGCACCAAGAACCCAAAUCUUCAAAAGUCGGCAUUGAAGCUUAUUGACUUCUGCAUCAAAAACGGUGGAGAGCACUUUCUGUCUGAUAUAUCAUCUAAGGAGUUCAUAGAUCCAAUCGUUUCCACGCUACAUGAUAAAAAUCUGAAUCACACGGUGAAGGAAUAUUUGCUACAACUAAUUCAGUCGUGGUCGAUCAUGUUCAGCACUAACCCGAAAUUGGGCUACGUUAAUCAAGUAUACAACAAGCUUCAGAAAGAGGGAUUUCACUUUCCGAUGAUUACAGACUCGAUAGAGAGUACAUUGAUAGAAUCCAAGGUUGCCCCCGAGUGGGAAGAUUCUGACGCUUGCAUGCUGUGUUCUACGCUCUUUACCUUUUUGAACAGAAAACAUCACUGUCGUUCGUGUGGCGGAGUCUUUUGUGGUACACAUUCCUCAAACACCUGUGAAUUACCGGAACUUGGAAUAACCAUACCAGUCCGGGUUUGCGAUACAUGCUACCAGGAGCACAAAGGCAAGUCAAAACAGUCGAAAAAGAGAUCCAAGAAAGAUACGCCUGCAGGGGACGAAGAUGAAGAUCUGAAACGCGCCAUUGAGCUCUCUUUGAAAGAGUCUGGCGUUCCCAUUAACGCUUCCGUUUCUUCAAAACCAGCGCCACAAGCUGCUCAGACAGAGGAAGACGACGAGGAAAUGAAGGCUGCCAUUGCGGCUAGUCUUGCCGAUUUCCAAAAGCAGGAAGCAGCGAAAUCUCCACCUGUGUCACAAUCAGAGAUAGCACCUCAGCCAAGUGGACUUUACUCAAACCUGCUUCCUGAGAGCCAAACCGCAAAUUCAUUGUAUACACCAAGCUACAGCCCUGCCCCCGCAGCUCCACAACCACCGCCGCAAACCUUUUCUCCUCGGCCAGUACCGCAAAUCGACUACAACAGCAUUACUGGCGUUGAAGAUCAGAAUAUUGUCCUAUUUGCCCAGCUUGUUCAGAACCUGAAAGCCGCUCCUGUCGAGAAGAAACUCAAUGUUGCCAACGAUCAGGCCCUAAAGCACUUGUUUGUUAGCAUAAACCAAAUCAGACCCAAGCUUGAGUUCCAGCUGAAAAAGGAAGUGUCGAAUCUGGAAAAGUAUCAGGACUUGUACUCGAAAACUUUCGCGGUGACUAAAAUUUACGACGAAAUACUACAGCUUAGACUUGCCCAAUCACAGCAGAUGUACCGGCAGCGCCCUCAACAGGCAUACUUUGCACCUCCACCACCGCCAGCAGUGUCGCAGUAUACUGCUUCUCAGGUUCCUGGUCCUGUUUCUCAGCAAAACUCCGGCUCCUAUAACGUCCAGUAUGCUCCGCUGCCACGCCUGGACACUGUCUCCCAGCAGCCUGUCCCGUCAUCUCCCUCCCAGUUUUAUCCAGCAUCGCCUGCUGUGCCCGAUCAAAUAUCUCCCGUGGCCUCGUACACGGAGAUUCCAAAGCAAGAGCCCGAAAAACCCAAAGUUCAGGAACCUGUCAACCUCAUCGAUUUGUAG
Messenger RNA from Ogataea angusta, 1695 nucleotides. RefSeq lists its product as uncharacterized. Bases 1 to 1695 code for a protein of 564 amino acids. The transcript has a single exon. Gene Ontology annotation, molecular function: phosphatidylinositol binding; metal ion binding; ubiquitin binding. The record is from RefSeq and is a predicted model, not a curated record. NCBI's taxonomy places the organism in Eukaryota, Fungi, Ascomycota, Pichiomycetes, Pichiales, Pichiaceae.